This is a messenger RNA of Wallemia ichthyophaga EXF-994, 2445 nucleotides long. RefSeq lists its product as uncharacterized. The record is from RefSeq and is a predicted model, not a curated record. NCBI's taxonomy places the organism in Eukaryota, Fungi, Basidiomycota, Wallemiomycetes, Wallemiales, Wallemiaceae. The transcript is spliced from 7 exons. The coding region runs from base 1 to 2445 and encodes 814 amino acids.
AUGCAGUCUGAAGAAAUUUCUACACCUGCAACACCGGCUACACUAGCAACACCAGCUAUCCUUACAACGACAUCGUCGAGGAAUCUGCCAGAGCCAAUUUCAUACACCAGAAAUGAACUUCUUAGGCUUUCAAAAUCACCGUUAGUAAAGGCACCAGAUAACUUGGAACCGUUUUCCGUUUGGUUUGGCGAGUAUACCGCUCCACCUGCGAAUACACCGAGGCCUUCAAUCAGCUCACCCAACUCAAGUGCCUCCAAUACCUACAACAGAUUUAGGCGCAACAACGAAGAAGUCGAUUCCCCGAGGUCUUCAAAGUACAAGAAUGCUUUCGAAAGAGCUCUUGGUUCUUCCUCAAACCAACCUUCUUCACUUGCUGCUUAUAGAAGUCCCAACUCAAGGCAUCCAGAGCCACGUUCUUUCGACCGCGAGUCUGAAUUCGCUAGAAAUAAGUUCUCCGCUGAUAAAUCUAAAACUCCUCGUGAAGAUCGGCCUGAUCGGCCUGAUCGUUCUAAUAAAUACCGCAACGAAGAAAAAUCACCUCUUGGAAAGAAAGACAGUGCAAUCACCUUACAAGAUUCUCUUAAAUCAAACGAUGGUGAUUGGAGGAAGGGCGGCUUUGCUCAAGAACGACAGCGUAUGCGUAGAGGCAGAAAUCCUUCUUUUGACGACGAUGCUUCACCAGCGUGGUUAGAUGAUUCCUCUUCCCGUGACAGAUCUAGGAAUAAAGCAUCCUCUGGUCCUUUUGGUUCCGGCUCAGCCGGUGUUGACAGCAUUCAAGCUUUCAAAGCUCAAAUGCGAGACAAGGAAAGACGAGAGAGGUUGCUUGAGCUUGGUAUAGAUGAAGAAGCUCCGUCUAUUCACUACAAUUCCCACUCCCAUCCUCAGACUGCUUUGCUCGAGGACGAGUUUCAAGUUGACGCUGCGAAUGACGAAACUUUUGGUGAUAUGGAUGCUGCUAAUGAUGAUACUUUCGGUGACGGCGCUUCCCUCGAGCCAUCCAUGUCCAAAUUGACGAUGAAUGAUGAUCCAGCUAUCCUUAAUGCCUCAAAUACUGCUCCCUCACAAACCCAAUCACCAGAAACGCAACCUCAACUGUAUACUGAACUUGGAAAUGCCGGUAGUACAGCAUCAUCAGAGGGAACCCCCAAGGUCACAGAGAAGGCACCUGCUGCCAGCAGAUUUGCUAAAUUCUUCGAUGCCAAGCCAAAAUCACAUCAACAUGCAAUGGAUGCACAAGCUAAAUGGCUCGAUGCUCAGAGAAGGAAGGAAGCUGAGCCAGCAGUCAAUUCUCCAACCCCACCAAACCUAACAAAUGACCAACCAGAAAUGCAAAGAGUCUUGGCAAUGUUACAAACCUCAAACUCAUCUACACCAGUGCCUCAACCAUCUUCCGUAAAAGAAAUUAGUAGACCGACAUCCACAUCAUCAGCUGGAGCUGAUCUAACAGCAAUUUUACACCAACAACAACAAGCUGCGUUCCGUAAUCAACAACUUCAACAACAACAACAAAUAAUAAUGCAACAAAGGAAAGAACGCGAGCAGGAAUUACAGAGGGAAAGAAUGCAAAGGGAGCAUCAAGCUUUAUUACUUGCACAGGCUCAGAGGAGGCAACAAUCACCGCAAGAUCCUGCAAUACUAAAUGCUUUAUCGCUUUCACGUAAUAAGGGCAGUCCAGCUGCAGCAAUGUCACCAAAUGUGAUGCACCAACAACAAUCAAGAAUGAGUCCAAUGAAUGACCCAAGAGCGGCAGCGCUGCAAGAGUAUCAAAUGAGAUUGGCGUAUGAGAGACAGAGGCAACUUCAACAGAAUGAAAUGGCAGAUCCGCAACCAGAGCAAAGUCAGCAACAAAAGCUGCAGGAGAUGUUAAUGAUGCAGCAACAGCAAGCACAAAUGAGACAAAUGCAACAAGCAAAUGCUAUGAGAGGAGCACCACCAGAGCAUUUAGCAGCGUUGAUAAGAGGAGGAGGUAACACACAAUCACCAAAUAGUGGAUCAAAUCCACAAGCUGGGACAUUGCUUAUGCAACAGAUUCAACAGCAACAAGGACAGGUACCUUCAACGAUAAGUCCACCACAUGCACCACACCAACAGCAGCACUCCCAAGCUAAUGAGAUGUUACUCCAACAACAGCGUUUGCUCGCUCAACAGAGAGGCAUGCAAGCCGCACAGGCGCAAGCGCAAGCGCAAGCUGCAGCACUCGCGACUGCUAUACAACAACAACAACAGCAACAACAGCAACCUAUGAGUGGAUUUAUGAAUCAGCAACCACAUCAACCGUAUCAAUCACAACAGCAGCAUCCUGACAUGCACCACUAUGCCAACAACAACAACUCAUUCGAUCACGUCUCCAAGAUGGCAGGACCACAACAGUCUCAUCUCAUGGAUGCUCAGCAGCAGAGACAGAAGCAAGCACAGCUUAUGGCAUUGCUGAAUGGUGGACGUUAA